This is a messenger RNA of Staurois parvus, 336 nucleotides long. The record is from the annotation of a GenBank genome assembly. Lineage: Eukaryota; Metazoa; Chordata; Amphibia; Anura; Ranidae.
CAGCAGCAAUGGGAGGCCCGUAAAUCUUGCCAGCACCCUAUGACAAAAUGGAACACACCCAGCAGUGUGAGGAGACCUGAAAGAGUGGCACAUGGCAGAGUGUGGCGAUGGAGACAGCAGCAAUGGGAGGUCUGUACAGGGACCCAUGAGACACUCUGGACCUGGCAGCUAGCAUGAGGAGGCGGUACGGGGGCCCAUGGCAGAUUACGGGCCUGGCAGCAGCAAUGGGAGGCCCGUAAAUCUGCCAGGCACCCUAUGACAAAAUGGAACACACCAGCAGUGUAGGGAGACCUGAAGUGGCACCCAUGAGACACUCUGGACCUGGCAGCAGCAUGA